AUGGCCCCCCGUUACGGCGCGCUUGGUGCGGCCUUUCAACUUGCCCGUCUUUUCCAAUGUUGUUCUCUCAUUGCCAUCAUCGGAAUGGUAGCAAAGUUCAUCGCGGCCAUAGUAGGACAAGACGAUACACCACCUAAUGUUCUGAUUGGAACAAUCAGCGUGACCAGUAUCGCAGUAAUCUAUUGCAUAAUAUCUGAAAUUCUUUACCUUGAUGAUAUCCUUCCAUUUCUCCCAUCGGCUGGAUUGGACUUUCUUAUUUUGAUCGGAAUGAUUGUCGUUGCUGUCAUAAUGGGGAAACCACUUUCUUACCUUGGAUGCUCCUCGCUAUCCGAUCUCGGCGAUUCAGAUGCAGCUGCAUAUGCGUUCUCAGAGCACUUGGAUGGUUAUAUGGAUAGCUUGACUGGAAAGAUUGACUACGAGGCAUGGAUUGGGGCUUCCAAGGCAAUUUGUUUCGAGACAAAGGCAGUUUGGGGAUUGAGUAUUGCUCUGUGGUUCGUAUUCCCUCUCCACCAGAACGAGGCCGGGUCGUUCGCUGACAUCUGGAUGUAG
Penicillium verhagenii is the source of this 549-nucleotide messenger RNA. RefSeq lists its product as uncharacterized. The coding region runs from base 1 to 549 and encodes 182 amino acids. The transcript is spliced from 2 exons. Lineage: Eukaryota; Fungi; Ascomycota; Eurotiomycetes; Eurotiales; Aspergillaceae. The record is from RefSeq and is a predicted model, not a curated record.